Molecule: messenger RNA, 765 nt
Organism: Cladophialophora yegresii CBS 114405
Lineage: Eukaryota; Fungi; Ascomycota; Eurotiomycetes; Chaetothyriales; Herpotrichiellaceae
Exons: 2
Coding region: 1-765 (254 amino acids)
Source: RefSeq, a predicted model, not a curated record
AUGCACGGCUGGGGGCUUUUCUUCUUCCUCCUCUUCCUCCUACUCAUCUUCGCGGUCGUGGGAUGGGUUGCGUACACCCAACUCAGUGCUCGCAAACAGGGCCUACCUGCUCCCUCCUUGAAAUCGUGGAAAACUUAUGUCCCGUUCCUGAGAGCUCAGGCGUCAUCGAAUUACCCGGCACCCAGGCAUGCAGGACCGCUGGAGUGGUUCAGAGACCAAUUCGCAAAGUUGACUCGGAGGAGAACGGCCAGAGGCGCAUACGAGGAAGCGGGUAGCGGCGCGGACGGGCUAGUCGGUGGCGGCCCACGAGGUGGGAGGGGAGCACGGGGAAUGGAAGACGAUGCAUGGGAUACGAGAGUCGGCCACGAAGAAGCAUAUGGACCCGCUGGAGGCUACUCUGGUUACGAAGAGCAAGAACUCGGCCUGGCUCCGACACCGGGUUUACACACCGAUGCUUACGGCGGUGGUCGUAAUGGUCCGGCAGACUACCUAGGGGCGCCGGGCAGUGGUACCAGAAAUUACUCGGAUGUGGAUGUCAGUGGACGAGGAAGAUCAGGCGGUCCCUCAAGAGACAACCCUUUUGGAGAUGAAUACGAGGCAGGAGCUUCGAGAUUGCGAAGUGUCAGCCCCAGACCCGAGCCGGAAGGGAGUGGCAAGGGGCACACGAAAGGGAACGUGUCUCUCGACACGCAAGGGAGCGGAAGCGGAGACGGUAAUACCAGUCCUAUCAGCACGAGAAAGAGCAUAUUCCGGGAGGGCAUUUGA